AUGCAGAAGCCUCCAUUCACAAUCCCGUCCCCUGGCUAUGAGAAGGUCGAGGGAGAGACCCUUCCUCGCCGUAACCGCAAGGCCAAGGAUGGCCUUAUUGAUAGGCCAGCCAAGGGUGUCGGUACUGUCUGGGACCUGAUCAGCCGAAGCGCUCGGCUCUAUCCAGACCGCAAGGCUGUAGGUAGCAGAAAGCUGAUCACGAUUCACAACGUGACCAAGGUGAACAUGCGGGAUGUAGACGGGAAGCUCCAAGAGGUUGAGAGUGAAUGGAACUACUUUGAGCUUUCACCCUAUCAAUUUCUCACCUACGAGCAGUACUACCGUCUCGUUCGGCAGCUGGGCUCUGGCCUUCACAAGCUGGGGAUGCCCCGCCACAGUAAACUACACAUGUUUGCUACUACCAGUGUUUGUUGGAUGUCACUAGCACAUGCAUGCGCCUCUCGGUCCAUUUGCCUCGUGACCGCCUAUGACACUCUCGGGGAGGAAGGCCUCGCACACUCUCUCGUCCAAACAGAUGCAACGGUCAUGUACAUUGAUGCACACUUGCUCGCGAAGGCCCAGAAGCCCAUCCGUAAAUCCCAGAUCAAGAUUGUCAUUGUGAACACCGAAUGCAUCUUCGGUGGUGGCGAUACAGAAGUCGACAUUUUCAAGAGAGACAACCCAAAUCUCAGAGUGGUUACUUACGAAGAACUCCGCCAGCUGGGUGAGGACAAUCCUGCAACACCUUACCCACCUAUGCCCGAGGAGACAUACUGCAUUAUGUACACAUCUGGAUCUACAGGUGUUCCUAAAGGUGUUUCAAUCAGACACGAGUCUCUCGUCGCCGGUGUCACUGGUCUUUUUUCCUGCGUUGAGGACUGGGUCGGUGAUGAUGAGUGCAUUCUGGCCUAUCUCCCAUCUGCGCAUAUAUUUGAGUUGGUCGUUGAGAACCUCGUGUUCUUAAUCGGCGGCUCUUUGGGAUACGGCAGUGCUCGUACUCUUGCCGACGCCUCUGUCCGAAACUGCGCAGGCGACCUCCGGGAGCUCAAGCCCACAGUCUUGGUCGGUGUUCCUCAAGUUUGGGAAACCAUUAAGAAGGGCAUCAUUGGCCAGGUCAAUAGCCUCACCAGCUCUGUCCUCCGGGGCAUCUUCUGGGGCGCUUUCUACUACAAGGGUUUCAUGGUCGAUAAUAAUAUCCUCGGAGCUUCCCUGCUUGACUUUGUGUUCAAGGCGAUCCGAGAAAAGACUGGCGGUAGGCUGCGGUACAUCAUGAACGGUGCCAGUGGCAUUGCCCCAGAUACAAGACGAUUUUUGUCUCUUGUUCUUGCCCCUAUGUUGGUUGGCUAUGGGCUGACCGAGUCGUGCGCCAACGGCGCCUUGACCAAUCCAUCCCAAUACUCACGCAACACAAUUGGCCCAAUUCCUGCUUCCAUUGACUUGAAGCUGGUCUCCAUUCCAGACCUGGGUUAUGUCACAACUGGUAAGACACCCCAGGGGGAGAUAUGGAUCAAGGGGAAGCCUGUUCUCUCAGAGUAUUACCACAACCCGGAGGAAACUGCCAAAGCCGUGACUCCAGAUGGCUGGUUCAAAACAGGAGAUAUCGGCGAGUUUGAUGCCAGAAGCGGCAAUCUCAAUGUGAUUGAUCGGGUGAAGAACCUUAUCAAGAUGCAAGGCGGCGAAUACAUUGCCGUCGAAAAGCUCGAAGCAAUCUACCGCAGUGCUCAUUCAGUGUCUAAUGUCAUGGUCCACGCGGAGGACUCAUACCCUCGGCCUAUUGCCAUCGUCAUACCCAACCCAAGGGUCGUGAUAGACCUGGCGCAAGACCUCCCCAGCGGGUGCAAGUUUAACGAGUCUAAUUUGCACUUGAGUCAGGACGCCCAAUCAGUGAUCCUUCAUGAUCUCCGGCUGACUGCCUGGGAUGCUGGUCUUUCUGGUAUCGAGAUCAUAGCGAAUGUAGUCAUAUCUCACGAAGAGUGGACUCCUGCUACAGGCCUUGUGACUGUUACAGAGAAAUUGAACAGAAGAGCCAUCGUCAAGACUUAUCAUAGUCAGAUCAAAGAGGCCUUCAAAUUAGAUCAGUUGCCUCUC
Clonostachys solani is the source of this 2067-nucleotide messenger RNA. NCBI's taxonomy places the organism in Eukaryota, Fungi, Ascomycota, Sordariomycetes, Hypocreales, Bionectriaceae. The record is from the annotation of a GenBank genome assembly.